AUGGUCCAUGUGUGCCUCUACGUGCCGAACCUGAUCGGCUAUGCGCGCAUCGUGCUGCUCUUCGUCUGCUAUGCGGUCGCGCGCGCGCCGGCGCUCCGCGACUGGAAGCUGGCCGCAUCCUGCUACAUGCUGAGCUUCGCGGGCGACCUCUUCGACGGCUGGGCCGCGCGCAAGUUCGACCAGACGUCGCAGUUCGGCUACGUUUUGGACAUGGUCACGGAUCGCUGCGCGACGACGGGCCUCAUCUCCAUCCUCUGCGGCCUCUACCCGAAGUGGAUCCCGUCGCUCCUCUUCUGCCAGAUGCUGGACCUCGGGAGCCACUGGUACCACAUGUACUCGACGUCCACGGAGCGCGGGCACCACAAGUCGAAGGAGGCGCUCGCGGAGCGCAACGUCGUCCUCCGCAUGUACUACGGGUCCUACCCGCUCUUCGCGUACCUCUGCGUCGGCGCCGAGUUCUUCUGGAUCGCGCUCUACGUGCUCCACUACGCGCCGGACUUUGGCGUCGGGCCCCUCAGGCUCGCGUUCGUCUGCCGCUACGGCUUCGCGCCGGCCAUGGCGCUCAAGAGCGUCGUCAACCUCGCGCAGUUCGGCUCCGCGGCCGAGAACCUGGCCCUGCGCGACAUGGAGAAGCAGGGCAAGAAACGCAACUAG
This is a messenger RNA of Aureococcus anophagefferens, 654 nucleotides long. RefSeq lists its product as hypothetical. The transcript has 2 exons. Gene Ontology annotation, molecular function: CDP-diacylglycerol-inositol 3-phosphatidyltransferase activity. Gene Ontology annotation, cellular component: Golgi apparatus; membrane. Gene Ontology annotation, biological process: phosphatidylinositol biosynthetic process. The record is from RefSeq and is a predicted model, not a curated record. Bases 1 to 654 code for a protein of 217 amino acids. NCBI's taxonomy places the organism in Eukaryota, Pelagophyceae, Pelagomonadales, Pelagomonadaceae.